UUGAGUGGGAAUAUGCCAGUGAUUCAAUUCAGGGGAAGUAGUUUGAUAUUUGAGGGGAGUACGAGAGAUUCUAUUUUUGAUGAAGAAUGUAGUAUUUAAUGAUAUCAAAUAGAAGUCUAUUAAACCUCUCCUUGCAUCAGAGUGCAUUUAAGGAACUUGGUGAUUAUGGCAUGUAAUGUUGAGAACUUUCAAAAUUAAGGGGUGUUCAUUACAUUUGAUAAGUCGCUAACAAUAAACGAUACAAUAUUGAAGGGAUUUUAAGUAUAUGUUGAUUGUGAGAACAACGGGACGAAAUUGAGUAUGAAUCAUUCGAUAAUUAAGAGUGAUUGUUAAUAGCAAUAAUAGCCAGUUUUGAUUCAUGCCGACAACCUCGGAGAAUUUGCGAUGGAACUUACAAAUUCAAUAAUAGAAGGUAGUUUAGUCAUUAUGACAAAUAGUAAGAAUGUGGAAAUCACAAUUAAGGAUAAUGAAUUUAAAAAUUAGUAAAUUUCUAUUUCAUUUGAAAAUGUCAAGAAUAAAUCAAUCACAAUCCAAAAGAACAUAUUUUACCUGUCUCGCGAUUAUGGCAUCAAAAUUUCUGAUGUUCUUGUGGAUAAAUUGCAGUUAUUCAAAACACAAUCACCAAAUGUCGAAUUGGAAUCUAUCUAUACAAUGUGAUAGAAGUAUGCCCCUUAAUUCAACACAUUAAACCAAUCUCCCUCAAUUA
Messenger RNA from Paramecium octaurelia, 706 nucleotides. Lineage: Eukaryota; Ciliophora; Oligohymenophorea; Peniculida; Parameciidae. The record is from the annotation of a GenBank genome assembly.